Messenger RNA from Sinocyclocheilus rhinocerous, 1698 nucleotides. RefSeq names its product CUE domain-containing protein 1-like. The coding region runs from base 583 to 1698 and encodes 371 amino acids. Lineage: Eukaryota; Metazoa; Chordata; Actinopteri; Cypriniformes; Cyprinidae. The record is from RefSeq and is a predicted model, not a curated record. The transcript is spliced from 10 exons. Gene Ontology annotation, molecular function: ubiquitin binding.
CACACACAGAUUCUGGCUGUGACCGAUUUUUCCCACCUCUUUGAUUCAUCCUAACACACAACAACACACUGCUAGUUCCCUUUCUGUGGGAUUUCAGGCGCCGCAGCAUGAACGCACCGACCGAAUCUGUGUCGAUAGAAAUGAUGCACUCCGACGUGUAUAGUUUUUAAAAUGCGCAAAUAGUGUUUAUUUUUAAGAUAAAAGAGGAAGACGGGACGGAUUGGGAACGUGCGCUGUGGCAUUCUGCUCCUGUUCACCUAGAAGCUAAUGGGGAGAUCGCACAGUCGGACUCAAAGCUAGAGCGCUCAAGACCAGACUGUCUACUUCCAUCGUGUCGGCGACUCCGUACUGUCGUGUUGGAUGCAGCUUAAUAAGCAGAAGAAGAGAAAGAAAGGAUUUCUCUCGCUCCAGUGGACUAGAUUGUAUUCGGAAUGAUGAAAAAGUGAACUUUAAUAGUUCCAGAAACCAAAGAAACAAGUGAGGCGGACAGAUAUAUUUUGUGGGAGACUUCAGGCGGAAGUAGGCGCCAACAUUUCCCGCGUGGCAUCAUUGGUCGGGUAAGAAAACAGGUCUACCUGUAGGAUGACCAGCCUUUUCCGACGCAGCAGCAGUAAUGGAGGGUCUCGGGAUGGUGGGGGCUCGGCUACAGGUGAGCUCAACAACUCCAGGCCCAACCGGCAAGUUCGACGGCUGGAGUUCAACCAGGCCAUGGAGGACUUUAAAACCAUGUUCCCUAGCAUGGACUAUGAGGUGAUCGAGUGCGUACUGCGCUCCAAUAAUGGGGCUGUGGAUGCCACCAUCGACCAACUCCUGCAGAUGAGCAUUGAUGGACAAGGCUCAGAUGACAGUUCGGACUCAGACGACAGCAUCCCAGCAGAGAUUCUUGAGCGGACCCUUGAGCCAGACAGCUCAGACGAAGAGCCGCCCCCUGUCUACUCGCCACCAACAUAUGACAUGCACAUAUAUGACAGGAAAUAUCCGGAUGCUCCUCCUGUUCCUCCACCCAGAUUUGAGGCCCAACCUCCUCCUGGACACAGACAAGUGCAAGGUUACAAAAACUGGAACCCACCGUUACUUGGCAAUCUGCCUGACGACUUCCUGCGAAUCUUGCCCCAACAGUUGGACAGUGUACAGGGCUCUCAGAGUAGCAUCUCCGAACCCUCUUCCUCCUCCUCCUCCUCAGUACCCCAGAAGGUCCCCACUGUGGCAGCCGCCGCGGAAACAGGCGGCACUUCAGAGCAGGAACGCAAACUGAAGCAAUAUUUGGAGGAUGAGCGUAUUGCUCUCUACCUGCAGAACGAGGAGUUCAUGAAGGAGCUGCAAAGGAACCGAGAGUUCCUCAUUGCAUUGGAAAGAGAUCGAUUGAAAUACGAGUCAAAGAAAUCCAAAUCCAGUCAUUCAUCAGCUAGCAUGGAGAACUCCACAGGUGACCACUAUGCUUCCGGAUCGGUAGAGGCCUGUACAGCAGUCUCAGAUGACGCUCUGUUUAGAGACAAGCUAAAGCACAUGGGGAAAUCAACCAGGAAAAAGCUGUUUGAAAUUGCCAGAGGGUUCUCAGAGAAGACAAAGCGGAGGAAGUCUAAAAGAAGAACGUUGCUACGGCAUCAUUCAGCCAACUCCACUGCCAACCUCCUAGAUGAUGUGGAAGGAAACCCAUGUGAUGAAGAAAGUCAGCUUAGACGAUUGGCUCCUUUGUGA